AAAUAUAUUAUAUGUACAGACACCAACCACGUUUGCAUCGAUCAGCAUGUAAUCCAAAUUGCUAGCUUGUCCAAUUUCUUAAGGCAGUUCUUAUUUGACACUAUAUACAACUGGCUUAUCACCUAUCCCUACUCAAAGUAAAAACAUACCCAUGGAAUCAAAGCCUUUCUUUCGUUUCCUCUUUUUCUUCAUCGCCAUAGCUUUCCUUUUUCUCUUCGCCUGGACUCACCUCCAUUACGCGCCAUCCCCUGGCGUCACCACCCUCCUCGACUGUGCCAGCAACUCUCCCUGGUGCACCUCCUCCAAGAACCGGUUUCAGUCCAAACAACCCACACUCCCAAAAACCCCACGUGCCUCCACCUCCCAGCGUCGUCACCAUGAGUCAGCUGUCCCUCGCCACCCACUCGACCCCCUCACCAUCCAAGAGUUCAACAAGGUCCGCAAAAUCCUUUCUUCCCACGCGCUCUUCAAGUCCUCCAAUAACUACGCGCUCCAUUCCGUCGUCCUAGAAGAACCCAACAAAGAACUUGUCCUUAAAUGGAAAAAAGGCCAACCACUCUUCCCACGAAUAGCCUCCGUCAUCGCACGUGCCAACGGCGUCUCGCACGUGCUGACUGUCAACUUAGAAACCGACAAUGUCACCGUUCUAAACACGGCUCCUCCGACAGGUUACCCGACGAUGACGAUAGAAGACAUGACCUCGGCUACGUGGGCUCCACUUUCGAACGCCAAGUUCAACCGUACGAUCAUCGAACGAGGCGUUAAUCUUAAAGACGUGGCAUGCCUGCCGAUAUCCUUAGGUUGGUUCGGGAAAAAGGAGGAGAACAGGAGGUUAAUUAAGGUACAGUGCUACUCCAUGGAAGACACUGCAAACUUUUACAUGAGACCAAUCGAGGGCUUAACUGUUUUACUCGAUAUGGAUACAAAAGAAGUGGUGGAGGUAUCGGAUACGGGUCGGUCCAUCCCCAUACCCAAAGCCACCAACACCGAUUAUCGUUUUUCGGAGCAGAAGCUCCAGCAGGAUCUCAACUCUAUAAACCCCAUAUCCAUUGAACAGCCAAAGGGUCCAAGUUUUGUUAUCGAAGAUGAACAUUUGGUGAAAUGGGCAAACUGGGAAUUCCAUUUGAAACCCGAUCCGAGAGCAGCUGUGGUGGUUUCUCGUGCUAAGGUCCGGGACCUUGAGAGUGGGGUGUUGAGGGAUGUGAUGUACAAAGGCUUUACUUCAGAAUUGUUUGUUCCAUACAUGGACCCCACUGAUGCAUGGUAUUUUAAGACUUACAUGGAUGCGGGUGAAUACGGGUUCGGGCUGCAAGCUAUGCCACUUGACCCGCUUAAUGAUUGUCCAAGAAAUGCAUAUUAUAUGGAUGGGGUGUUCGCCGCCGGUGAUGGUGUACCCUAUGUCCGAUCAAACAUGGUCUGCAUGUUUGAGAGGUACACAGGUGAUAUAGGGUGGCGGCAUGCAGAGAGUCCAAUUACGGGUAUGGAGAUUAAGGAAGUAAGGCCAAAGGUGACAUUAGUGGUUCGAAUGGCUGCAUCGGUGGCUAACUAUGAUUAUAUUGUUGACUGGGAGUUCCAAACAGAUGGACUUAUCAGGAUUAAGGUUGGACUUAGCGGCAUUUUGAUGGUGAAAGGGACUGCAUAUGAGAACAUGAAUCAAGUGGAAGGGCAAGAAAAUCUGUUCGGUACCCUUCUGUCUGAAAACGUCAUUGGCGUCAUCCAUGAUCAUUACAUCACAUUCUACUUGGAUAUGGACAUAGACGGCUCUGAUAAUUCCUUUGUUAACGUAAAUAUCAAAAGGCAAGAAACUUCUCCAGGAGAGUCACCAAGGAAAAGCUAUCUAAAAGCUGUUAGAAAUGUGGCUAAAACAGAGAAAGAUGCUCAAAUUCAACUUAAACUCUAUGACCCAUCGGAGUUCCAUGUUAUCAAUCCAACUAAAAAGACAAGGGUUGGGAACCCUGUCGGGUACAAGGUUGUUCCUGGUGGCACAGCAGCUAGUUUGCUGGAUCAUGAUGACCCACCACAGAAAAGAGGUGCAUUCACAAAUAACCAAAUAUGGGUCACUCCAUAUAACAGAAGUGAGCAAUGGGCUGGUGGAUUAUUUGUUUACCAGAGCCACGGUGAAGACACACUUGAUGUUUGGUCUGAAAGGGAUCGACCAAUCGAGAACAAGGACAUUGUGGUUUGGUAUACAUUAGGGUUCCAUCACAUACCAUGCCAGGAGGAUUUUCCUAUAAUGCCAACAGUGUCAUCAAGCUUUGAUUUGAAGCCAGUUAAUUUCUUCGAGAGCAACCCGAUUCUUAGAGCUCCACCCUAUUUUGAAAAGGAUUUACCAGUUUGCAGGCCUGCUGCUUCAGCAUGAAAAUAGUCCUAUGUUUAUCUUGGGUAAUGGGCAGUUAGAAUUUAUAGUUGUAGCCGCCAACAACCUCUUGACCUAUGACAAGACUAUUAUGUUAUGGGUAUGAAAGUUUGGGUUUGAUCCCAAGCAACUCAUUCCUCACCCCCAAUAAAUUAAGUGGAUGUAGCCGUGUAGGAAUAUUAAAGAAGAAACCCUGGUUUAUAUAUGUUCAGAGGUCUAAAUGAAAAGAGAUCCUUGUUUUGAUUA
Molecule: messenger RNA, 2602 nt
Organism: Gossypium arboreum
Lineage: Eukaryota; Viridiplantae; Streptophyta; Magnoliopsida; Malvales; Malvaceae
Product: amine oxidase [copper-containing] gamma 2-like
Exons: 4
Coding region: 152-2359 (735 amino acids)
Biological process (GO): amine metabolic process
Molecular function (GO): copper ion binding; primary methylamine oxidase activity; quinone binding
Source: RefSeq, a predicted model, not a curated record